AUGGGACGAGGGCUGAUGGUGCCACUGGGGAAGAUGGGGCCACUGGGGAAGUUGGGGCCACUGGGGAAGAUGGGACUACUGGGGAAGAUGGGAAUACUGGGGCUAAUGGGACCACUGGAGAAGAUGGGGUGUUACGGGGCCACUGGGGAAGAUGGGGCCACUGGGGAAGAUGGGACCACUGGGGAAGAUGGGGCCACUGGGGAAGAUGGGAAUACUGGGGCUGAUGGGACCACUGGAGAAGAUGGGGCCACUGAGGCUGAUGGGACCACUGGAGGAGAUGGGGCCACUGGGGCUGAUGGGACCACUGGAGAAGAUGGGACCACUGGGGAAGAUGGGACCACUGGGGAAGAUGGGACCACUGGGGAAGAUGGGACCACUGGGGAAGAUGGGACUACUGGGGAAGAUGGGAAUACUGGGGCUGAUGGGACCACUGGAGAAGAUGGGGCCACUGGGGAAGAUGGGGCCACUGGGGAAGAUGGGGCCACUGGGGAAGAUGGGACCACUGGGGAAGAUGGGGCCACUGGGGAAGAUGGGAAUACUGGGGCUGAUGGGACCACUGGGGAAGAUGGGGCCACUGGGGAAGAUGGGGCCACUGGGGAAGAUGGGGCCACAGGGGUUAAUCAGCAAUACAACCAGAAAAUGAAGGCCAUUGGAUGA
Liolophura sinensis is the source of this 657-nucleotide messenger RNA. Its product is annotated as collagen alpha chain-like. The record is from RefSeq and is a predicted model, not a curated record. The transcript is spliced from 2 exons. NCBI's taxonomy places the organism in Eukaryota, Metazoa, Mollusca, Polyplacophora, Chitonida, Chitonidae. The coding region runs from base 1 to 657 and encodes 218 amino acids.